AUGGCUACCGAUUUCAUAAUGCCCCGGAUGCCCGAUCUGCAGCAGCAGCCGGCCUUCCUGCCGCAUAACCAGCGCCAGCAGCAGCUUCGGCAACCGCCCGCAUCUCAGCCAGCUUUUCACCAGGCGCCAAUGCGCGACGCAAUAUACGUACCACCAAGCGUCGUGCCAUUUCACUCCGCCCUUGCUACGCAGUACACCAACCCCCAGAUUUCUCCCCUCAGCACAUCGGGGAGCAGUUCGCCAACUUCGCCCAGACCUGGAAUCGCGCGCCAAAUCCGGCCCAUGUACAUGCCGGCCGUGCUGCGUCCUACCGAGUUUCCUUCAAAGGCGCCCGAGCCCCAAGCAAAACCCGAGGACGAGGCGGAUGCUGACGACCAGCCGCUGCGAUCCAGCAACAGCUUCAUGAGCCUGCCUGGUUUGAGCGCAUUCGGACGCUUGAGCAGGAGAUCUACCGGAGACAGUGGUAAAUGCGUCAAUGGUGACUGGAAUCUCGACCUCUUCCCCGAACCCACGGGGCCGCCCACUCGAAAGCACUGGAAAUGCGACCAAGAAUCUUCCGUCUGUGAUCACACAACUUGCAAGAGAUAUUUCAGCUAUUUUAUCCGACGGCACCACUGCCGCAAAUGUGGAAACAUCUUCUGCGAUAUGCACAGCACAUUUGAGAUUCCACUGGAUCAGGACGUAAAUUUCAACCCUCGAGGUUCCCCCAGCCGUGCUUGUGCCCACUGUUACUUCCAGUUCAAGGAAUGGCGAAGCCGGACGAACAGCCAGGCAUCAAGUCUAACAUCAUCUGACGGCGGAAAACCGGGGGAUGCGACUCUGACUUCCCCAACGUCAAUCACCGGCGGCAGGACAGCCCAUCCGUCCGAAGUUGCUCACAGUGUGCCCAGAGACUGGAAUUGGAGCACUUUCUAG
Lasiosphaeria miniovina is the source of this 915-nucleotide messenger RNA. RefSeq lists its product as uncharacterized. Gene Ontology annotation, biological process: protein transport to vacuole involved in ubiquitin-dependent protein catabolic process via the multivesicular body sorting pathway; protein targeting to vacuole. The coding region runs from base 1 to 915 and encodes 304 amino acids. Gene Ontology annotation, cellular component: ESCRT-0 complex. The transcript has 2 exons. NCBI's taxonomy places the organism in Eukaryota, Fungi, Ascomycota, Sordariomycetes, Sordariales, Lasiosphaeriaceae. Gene Ontology annotation, molecular function: ubiquitin binding; metal ion binding; phosphatidylinositol-3-phosphate binding. The record is from RefSeq and is a predicted model, not a curated record.